Molecule: messenger RNA, 3442 nt
Organism: Ailuropoda melanoleuca (giant panda)
Lineage: Eukaryota; Metazoa; Chordata; Mammalia; Carnivora; Ursidae
Gene: ANKRD46
Product: ankyrin repeat domain 46
Exons: 5
Coding region: 260-946 (228 amino acids)
Molecular function (GO): protein binding
Source: RefSeq, a predicted model, not a curated record
GGGGAGGGCUGUCCAACGGGGCGUGAGGCCGCUCUAGCCCAGGGGAAGCGCCGCCUGUCUCUAUGGCCCGCCCUUCUCCUUCCCUCAGCCUGCUGCCGCCGCCGCUGCCUUCUCUGCUCGGCCUAUCGAAGAUCCUUGCUGUCACAUUUCUGGAUAUUCUGUUGAACCUUCUUAAGAAUUCAGAGAAAUUGCUGGGUGACCACUGAAAGAAAGAUCUAAUCUUCAGGCUUACGCAUAGUCCAUCCACUCCAUCAGAAUAAUGUCCUAUGUUUUUGUAAAUGACUCGUCUCAGACUAAUGUGCCCUUGCUGCAAGCCUGUAUUGAUGGAGACUUUAACUAUUCCAAGCGGCUUUUGGAAAGCGGCUUUGACCCAAAUAUUCGUGACAGCAGGGGCAGAACAGGCCUUCACCUCGCAGCAGCCAGAGGGAAUGUAGACAUCUGCCAGCUGUUGCAUAAAUUCGGUGCUGAUCUCCUGGCCACAGAUUAUCAAGGAAACACAGCUCUGCAUCUCUGUGGCCAUGUGGAUACUAUUCAAUUCUUAGUUUCCAAUGGACUCAAAAUUGAUAUUUGCAAUCAUCAAGGUGCUACACCCUUGGUUCUGGCAAAGCGCAGAGGAGUGAAUAAAGAUGUCAUCCGAUUGCUGGAGUCUUUGGAAGAACAAGAGGUAAAAGGAUUUAACAGAGGAACUCACUCAAAACUGGAGACCAUGCAGACAGCUGAGAGUGAAAGUGCCAUGGAAAGCCAUUCUCUCCUCAAUCCCAACCUGCAGCAAGGGGAAGGAGUCCUAUCCAGCUUCCGAACCACAUGGCAGGAGUUUGUCGAGGACCUGGGCUUCUGGAGGGUGUUGCUCUUAAUCUUUGUCAUUGCUUUGCUAUCUCUUGGCAUUGCAUACUAUGUGAGCGGGGUGCUUCCCUUUGUGGAGAAUCAGCCUGAACUGGUGCAUUAAAGGAGCCCAUGAGGGUGGGGCCGGUACCUCUUUCCUGGCUUCUGCUAUUCCUUCUGAGUUUCUCAGACGUUUUCUCUUAGUGCAAGGCAGUGAGGGCUGUACAUUCUUUGUGCAUUUUUAUGUAUUGUAAUCCUUUUCAAAUGACGUGUUCAUUGGAACUAACCACAUACCGUAGUCAAGUAUACUUCAUCCUAAAGCUACCUCUGACUCAGCCCGACUUGUUAGGAAAGCCUUCACAUAGCCUUGUUUGAUAAAAACAUGGAGGUGACUGAAGAAUGAAAGAUAAAGGAAGAGACUAGGGAGUCCUUGCUACGGAAACCUUAUCCUAAUAUGGGACCAACUAAAGUGAAGUAUUCAAAAAGAGAAAGGUUUUCUUCUGUGAUUACUUUUUGUUAGUUGGUGGAUUUGGGUUUUGUUUAUUUUUGCAAGAGCCCCUUUUUUUCUUUUUCUUUUUCUUUUCUGGCAAUAGGGGGAGAGAAUGAAACAUUAAGCUUAAAACUUGAAGUGCUUUUUUUACAUCCCGUAUAGCAAAUCAGUAUUGUGGGAAUGUGUUUGGUUUAUUUAAAUAUUUUCAAGUCUAGUGACAAACUGAACAGAACUUUUGAAAAUGAGCUGUAUUUUCUUCAAAAAUGAUUGAUUUGAUCUUAUAUUUAUUUGUUUAUAGGAUAAUUUUGGCUUUCUUUUUUGUAACCUGCUUUGCUUGUUGUUAAUAUCUGUGAAAAAAGAACUUGAGUUCAUUUUGUUCACUUUCCCGUUUCCCCUAAUGUUUAUAUCAAAGAUCUCCCGUUCAUCAAAAAUAUAGUCAGAAAACUCUUUUUCUACUCAGUAGUUAGCAGGGAGAGAUAAUUCUGACAUCUGUCACUGUAAUUCUGUAGUGCUAUUGUGAAAAAUUCAGUUCUGCAGGCUAGCUGUGUUGUCACAACUGUAGCAUAGUUCAUAAUUAUUUCAUUUUACAUGCAAUCCUGUUUAGAGACCCCUUUAGAAUUGUCCUAACAGUCUCAUCCGUGUCAGGAAUUCUCUGAUGCAAUAACGGAUAGAGCAUUCCUAAGGUUACAGUGCUGAGCACUGCUGUCCUGGGUGUCGUAAACUCUUUGCAGAUGGUGAUACUAUGUAAAUUGGAAUCUGGUCCCCAGACUAUAUUACAGCUUUCAGCAGUAUGUUUGAAGGCCUCUUUUGUUAAUGAUUCUGUUAUGUAUAAAUCAUACUCUUGAGUUUUUAAAAAGUAUAUGAAGAGCUGAUAAUUAUUCAGAGUAUAGUCAGAAAAUUGUAGCGAAAGAACUAAUGGUUUUAUUUUUUAGAACAAAGGCACCUAAGCUACUGCUAAUUGAAUUGUUGCUAGAGUUAGAAAUUAUAGUUUAGAGUAGGAUUGGCAUUUCUGUGAUUCUUGUUGCUUCUUGAUAUUUUCUCUUGUAUUUAUAUAUGUAGGAUUGAGGUGUUUUCUUUCAUGUGGCUUUAUCCUCUCUUAAAGAGUUGUUUAAAAAUUCCUGAUUUAACUGACUGCUUCAGGAUCAGCUCACAGUCUUGUUUUUAGGGUAGAAACAAAAUAAAUCAUACUUGGUAAAAUACAGCAAAGUAAAAGCCAACUUUAGAAUGGAGAAUACUAGAACUCAAAAUCAGAGUAUAUUCAGAAUGAAAGCUUUGGGAUUCGCUUUAUGUUUGUAAAUCUAAAUAGAUAAGCAAGAUCGGUUAACAUAUAUGUAAAGAUACUGCAUUUUUUAAAGAGUUUAAGUGCUGAUUUCUUUGUAUUUUAAUGUCUGCAUUCAGCAUUCAGUAAUACUACCAAUAAAUGCAUUUAUAGUCUCUUAAUCACAACCCAUUUCCUUAGUGUGUCAUUGUUUUAAUUUAGGGCUCUUUGUAAUAGGUUGCAAGUGCCUGUUAAAAAAAAAGUUUUUUUCAAACCUGAUGUAACAGGUAUAUUGAAUUUCACAUAUGUUUGCCUUGUAAGUGCUCUGAAACUAAUUUGGGUGAAUUGCUUAUGGAUUCAAAAGUGAUAAUAACUACCAUGAUCAAGUACCUUUCUAUUGCGUAUUUUACUUAACGUGCCUCAUCUCAUGCCAUCGGUUGGUCCCCCGACCCAAGCUAUGUUUUUCCAUUUUGUAAAGUGAGAAAACUGACACAGGGAGGUUGUGACUUGUCCAAAGUCAGAUAGAUAGGACAUAGUAGAACAGGGAUUCCAAGCUGAGGCUCUGUCCCGAUUAUAAGUUUCUUUUUUCCUUCUGCCCCACUCUCUGUCAUGCACCUGACAGUGGAGUCAUCUAGAACCUUGCCUGCUGCCAUCACAGGAAUACAUUACUAAAUUUUCCACCCACAUUCUUAAAACUUUUGCUCCUUCUAUACUGUGCCAUUGCCCACAUCCUCUCAGUAUUACCAGCCUUUAAAAUUAAAGGUCUAACUCUGGCAUGUUCAGAAGACCUUCCCUAGUUAACCUUGACAGCCCACUUCUCUGCCUCUUAUUUCCUCAUCAGUUACCAUACUGAAUAAACAUGUUUGCUUGUU